Emiliania huxleyi CCMP1516 is the source of this 1113-nucleotide messenger RNA. RefSeq lists its product as hypothetical. Gene Ontology annotation, molecular function: DNA binding. The transcript has 3 exons. Bases 4 to 1113 code for a protein of 369 amino acids. NCBI's taxonomy places the organism in Eukaryota, Haptophyta, Isochrysidales, Noelaerhabdaceae. The record is from RefSeq and is a predicted model, not a curated record.
CAUAUGCUCUCUGCGCUCGGCUCGGCCGCGGCCAUCAUGGAGCAGCCGCUCACGGCCGACGAGGCGCAUGCGCGCGCCGCCGCCGAGGGUCUCACGCUCGUGCCGGGACCCAACGCAACCGGCUUCCGCGGCGUCCAAGAAUGCCAAGGCAAGUUCAAGGCGCACUUCCAUUGGCAGGGGACGGCGAUUUACGGCGGCACGUUCGACAGCGUCGCCGAAGCGGCCAUCGCGGUAGCCACCAUCAUGGGCCCGGAGGGCAGUGCACGCGCGGCGGCCGAGGCGGCCGAAGCGGCACGCCAGCGGAACACGCAGCCGUUGACAGCCGAUGAGGCCGACGAAGUCGCGCGCGCCGAGGGCCUCGUGCUGCUUCGCUCCGAUAGCGCGUCUGGGUACCGCGGGGUCACCCCCUCCCACAAGAAGUUUACGGCGGAGGCGUUCAUCGACGGCAAGCGGACGCACCUCGGCAGCCAUUUGUCGGCUCCCGAAGCCGCGCUCGCUUACGCGAGGGCGAUUGGAGUCGAGGCGUGUCAGGCCGCGGCGGAGGCGGCGGAGGCGGCGGCGGCCUGCGGCGCGGGGUCGCUGCGGCAGCGCCACCGGCGCAAGUCGGAGCAGCACGGCGUGGGCGUCCAGAAGAUGCAGGGCUCCAAUCGCGGGGGGAAAUUGUCCACCUCCGCCGCCUCCGCCGCCGCCUCCGCCGCCCCCGCCGCCCCCGGCGGCGAGGGCUGCCCCGUGGCAUGCGCUGGAGAAGAGGUGGUGACGGAGGCGGAGGGGUUGCGCCUGCACCUCUCCAACCAAACCAAGACCGGCUACAAGGGCGCGGAGGGGCUGCGCCUGCACCUCUCGAGCCACAGUAGCACCGGCUACAAGGGCGUGGACAAGUUGGGCAGCCGCUUUCGAGUGCGGCACAAGGGCGGAAAGAAAGUGCGCAGCGUGGGCAUCUUCGACACGGCGGUGGAGGCGGCGGUGGCGUACGCGCGGGUGGUCGGGGAGCCGGUCGCGAAGAAGAAGAGGGUGCGCUACGAGUCUCACAGCACCAACGCGACGCACCGGGCCGUGCAGCUCAGCAUGCUCUCGCACCGGAGGGCGUGCGGGCGCGAGCAGCUGGGUCAGUAG